AUGGAAGGCGAGGGGGAACCUCCCCCACAGCCCCAAAGGCGCAGCAGGCGCGCAGUGCCGGUGGUGGACAGACAGCUAGCCGAGAGAAAUAUUUUCUCCGGUGAGCCGCCGCGCCCGCUACCGUCCAUCCGCACGAUGAGUGCGCAACAACGCUCCGGCAGACGAUCGUCGGAAGCGUCCAUCUACUCGAGCACCGAGGACGACGAGGAGGAGGAGACAGCCUCGGAACCAAUCACCAUCCGACAGCAGCCGCAGCCACGGGCAAGCGGAAGUGGAGAAAUCGCAGGGGGCUCAUAUUUCUAUGCAGCCCCCGCAGAUUAUACCCUACCGCCACGCCAGCCGAAGGCGCAGCGAAGACACACCCCACCCGAGACGGAGGCGUCCCUACUGGAAAAGAGGCUAUCG
This is a messenger RNA of Iphiclides podalirius (scarce swallowtail), 405 nucleotides long. The record is from the annotation of a GenBank genome assembly. Lineage: Eukaryota; Metazoa; Arthropoda; Insecta; Lepidoptera; Papilionidae.